AUGUGGAAGCAUCUCCAGCAAGAUGAAAAAGUCAACCAUGCCAGAGAGGAUGAAACAUUCAUAAACAUGGUCAACACUAGCUAUGGUGUGAGCAGAAAAUUCACCAAAAGAAAUACAGAGCCCAAGGAACCGCUCCCACCCUUGAGUGAAGACUUCCUCCUUAAUGCUUUGUCCAAGGACUUCACCGUUCCCCCAAACACUUCGUCUCUUCAAUUUGAAGAUGCUGAACUUUCGGCUGUCAUCUCUGAAGUAGUUUCCCAAACCCCAGCUCCAACCACCCACUAUGCAGGUCCACCCCCUGACACUCCGCAGAGUGAUGACAAAGAACUUGACGAUGCCCUGGAUCAACUUUCUGACAGUCUCGAGCAAAGACAGCCUGACCCAGAUGGGAACAAACCCCUAGAGGAUAAAGUCAAGGAAAAGGUGAAAGCUGAACACAGAGACAAACUGGGAGAAAGGGGUGGCACCAAUCCACCUGAAUAUCGACAUCUCUUGGAUGAUGACGAUGAGGGCAAAUCAGCGACGCCACCUCCAAAGAAACCUGAGGCAUCAAAGAAACCUAUAGAUGCCCAAGACCCCAUUGAUGCCCUCUCAGGGGGCUUUGACAACUGUCCCUCAACUACAGAAACCUCAGAGAACACAGCAAAGGACAAAGACAAGAAAACUGCUUCCAGCUCCAAAGCACCCAAGAGUGGGGAUAAAGCAAAGGAUUCUGCAAAGGCAAAGGAGGAAACUUCCAAGCGAAAAGCUGAUGGAAAAAGUACAAGUUAA
This is a messenger RNA of Balaenoptera ricei (Rice's whale), 771 nucleotides long. RefSeq names its product calpastatin-like. The transcript is spliced from 2 exons. Lineage: Eukaryota; Metazoa; Chordata; Mammalia; Artiodactyla; Balaenopteridae. Gene Ontology annotation, molecular function: calcium-dependent cysteine-type endopeptidase inhibitor activity. The record is from RefSeq and is a predicted model, not a curated record. Gene Ontology annotation, cellular component: cytoplasm. The coding region runs from base 1 to 771 and encodes 256 amino acids.